Molecule: messenger RNA, 1621 nt
Organism: Halteromyces radiatus
Lineage: Eukaryota; Fungi; Mucoromycota; Mucoromycetes; Mucorales; Cunninghamellaceae
Product: zinc-ribbon-domain-containing protein
Exons: 4
Coding region: 38-1447 (469 amino acids)
Biological process (GO): protein ubiquitination; ubiquitin-dependent protein catabolic process
Cellular component (GO): nucleus
Molecular function (GO): ubiquitin protein ligase activity; zinc ion binding
Source: RefSeq, a predicted model, not a curated record
UUUUUUUUUUACACCACUUUAUCCAUUAUUAUAGACUAUGCCUGGAUCUGAUAUAUUUACCAAUAAUACACCAUCCAUUCUUUCAGAUUCAUCAGAAGAAAGAAGACACUCUAUGGAUCACUCAACUGAACAACAAGACGAACAACAAUGGUGGCAAGGAGAAAAUGAUUCCCCUUCUGAUUCACAACCUACUACUACUACUACUACUACUACUACUACCGUAUUGAAUCAUAUGUUACCUUCCUCCAGUCAAGGUGACGAAACCAAUGAACCAUCUUCUUCUGAAGCUGAAAACGAACUUCGACGUAAAAUCUUAGAUAUACAACGAGAUACUUCUAUCACUGCAAAAGAUAAAGCACGCCAAAUUCAGCAACUCAUGUGGCAAGGAACUCAAUCUUCACCAAUUAAUCAAGCUUCUUCAUCAAGAUCUUCAAAUACACCAGAACUUAUUUCAGAAGGUGAAUCUAUUUCCUAUCAGGAUAAAGAAAAAGGAAUCAUGGGAUGUCAACAUUAUCAAAGGAAAUGCAAACUAGUAGCAUAUUGUUGUGGUAAGAUCUAUUCGUGUCGGUUUUGUCAUGAUGAAUCUCCACACUCGGAUCAUGCAAUAGUACGUACAGAUACCAAGAGAAUGUUUUGUAUGCUCUGUCAAACGAUUCAACCAGCGGCUCAAGUAUGUGCAGGAUGUCAACAAACCAUGGCUCUAUACUAUUGUGACAAGUGCAAAUUAUGGGACGACGAUCCAUCCAAAUCAAUUUAUCACUGUGAUGACUGCGGUAUCUGUCGACAAGGUCAAGGCUUAGGAAAGGAUUUUUUCCAUUGCAACAAGUGUAAUAUCUGUAUGUCUAUUGCUAUGCUAGAUAAACAUCGUUGUAUCGAACGCAAUUUGGAAUCUGAUUGUCCUAUUUGUGGUGAAUAUAUGUUUACAAGUACUACAACCGUCAUUUUUAUGCCAUGUGGACAUUGUAUUCACAAAAGAUGUUAUACAGAUUAUAUCCAAACUUCAUAUCAAUGUCCUACAUGUUUGAAAUCACUAGGGGAUAUGUCCGAUUACUUUGCUCGACUGGAUCGUGAACUGGCUCGCCAAUCCAUGCCAAUAGAAUAUGCAAAAUAUAUUUCUCAUGUAUUUUGUAAUGAUUGUGAACUCCGGUCUCCAGCGAAAUAUCAUUUCUUCUAUCACAAAUGUGCCCAUUGCUCAAGUUACAAUACCACUGUUCUCCGCACUGAAAAUACGGAACUCAAGACUUCACCUCCACCUUCAGCAUCCUCUUCCAGUACAACUGCAUCUUCACCUUCAUCUUCACCUCCUUCUGCAACCACUUUAUUGGAUCCUUCUUCAAUCAAUGGACUUGACUCAACGAAUCAACUAUCUUCUUCUACGCCCAUCGAUACCACCGUCAACACUGACAUGAAUACAUUAGAAAGGGAUCCAAAUCUAUAUGACGAAUGAAUUGCCAUCCAACCUUCUUGUUUUAUUCCCCCACCUUUGUUUGAUUUGUACAUACUUUUGAACGUUAUCUUCUUCCACUCUAUAUAUAGUCCAACACAUAAAUACACGCUUCUGAUUUUUUUUUUUUAGGUUUUAUCAUUACUUGAUAAUAAAGACUAUUGACACAAAAAAAAA